UUGCCAUGGCAGCGAGGGGGCGCGGCUGAAGUGCGCCGGCGCUUCCGGGAAGAUGGCGGCUGUCGAAGCGGCUGCAGAGCCGGUAACGGUGGUGGCAGCCGUCGGGCCAAAGGCGAAGGACGAAGAGGAGGAGGAAGAGGAAUCGCUGCCACCGUGCGAGGCGGUGCGCUGGGCCCCGGUGGGGGCGGUGGCGGAGGCCGGGCCUGGGGCGGCUGCGUUCUCGGAAGAGGCGGCGGCCGAGGAGCCCGGCGCGGCCCCAGGCUCCCCGCCCGACUCGCCGGGCCGGACGCUGCAGCGGCUGCGGGCCGAGCGGCGGCGGCUGGAUUCGGCGCUGCUCGCGCUGUCCUCGCACUUCGCGCAGGUGCAGUUCCGCCUGCGCCAGGUGGUGCGCGGGGCGCCGGCGGAGCAGCAGCGCCUCCUGCGCGAGCUCGAGGACUUCGCCUUCCGCGGGUGCCCUCACGUCCUGGGUUACGGGGGCCCCGAGGACCCCGCCAGCGACGAGGGCGACAGGCUGCCAGGGGACCGGCCACGGUUGCGGAGCGAGGACCAGAGUGAGCAGGAGAAACGAGAACGUCUGGAAACCCAAAGGGAGAAGCAGAAGGAACUGAUCCUGCAGCUUAAAACCCAACUAGAUGACCUGGAAACGUUUGCCUAUCAAGAGGGCAGUUACGACUCCCUGCCACAGUCCGUGGUCUUGGAAAGACAGCGGGUGGUCAUAGAUGAGUUAAUAAAGAAACUGGACAUGAACCUGAAUGAGGACAUCAGUUCACUGUCCACUGAAGAGCUCCGGCAGCGUGUGGAUGCAGCUGUGGCUCAGAUUGUCAACCCAGCCCGUGUGAAAGAACAGUUGGUUGAGCAGCUGAAAACUCAGAUCCGAGACCUCGAGAUGUUCAUCAACUUUAUCCAAGAUGAAGUGGGAAGCCCGUUGCAGACAGAUAGUGGACACUGUGAAUGCAAGGCCAGUGGGAAGACAGGAAAUGGCUCCACCAGACCUGGCAGCAGCAAACUGCCCCAAGGAAACAACAAAGCGAAGGCAGAAGAUGUGAAGAGAGUUCGAGAGACGGGGCUGCACCUGAUGCGGCGAGCGCUGGCAGUGCUUCACAUCUUUGCUGUCAGCCAGUUUGGUUGUGCCACAGGCCAGAUCCCACAGACCCUGUGGCAGAGGGGCCAGGCUGACAGGGACUACUCUCCCUUACUGAAGAGGCUGGAGGUAUCAGUAGACAGAGUGAGGCAGCUGGCCUUGAGGCACCAGCCACACAACCACGUCAUCACUUCCGCCAACCUCCAGGACCUCUCUCUGGGAGGCAAGGAUGAGCUGACCAUGGCUGUGCGGAAGGAGCUGACGGUGGCUGUGAGGGACCUGCUGGCCCAUGGACUGUAUGCCUCCUCACCAGGGAUGAGCCUGGUCAUGGCCCCCAUUGCUUGUUUGCUGCCAGCCUUCUCCUCGGCCCCCGAGGCCAUGCACCCCUGGGAGCUCUUUGUAAAGUACUACCACGCUAAGAACGGCCGCGCUUAUGUGGAAUCCCCAGCCCGGAAGCUCUCCCAGUCCUUCGCCCUGCCUGUUAUGGGAGGCACUGUGGUGACCCCCAAGCAGAGCCUACUGACAGCCAUCCACAUGGUGCUGACGGAGCACGACCCCUUUAAGCGCAGCGCAGACUCAGAGCUAAAGGCCUUGGUGUGCAUGGCACUGAAUGAGCAGCGUCUCGUGUCUUGGGUGAACCUCAUCUGCAAGUCGGGAUCACUCAUUGAGCCCCACUACCAGCCUUGGAGCUACAUGGCACACACAGGCUUUGAGAGUGCCCUCAACCUGCUCAGUCGCCUCAGCAGCCUCAAGUUCAGUCUCCCUGUAGACCUGGCCGUGCGCCAACUCAAGAACAUCAAAGAUGCCUUUUGAUAGGAAUGUCCUGGCCCUAGACCGUCACCUUGCUUGGUAGGGACAGAUGGUUAGUCUUCUGGGAUAGGAGCAAGGAACAGGAGGAGAGCUUACAGACAUCUUCCCUAGCCAAAGGACUGCAAAGUCUGUUUUCCCCACCCACUUAGUAUCUCAGAAAGAAAUACAGGGGGGGAGGGGGGUCAGAAAAAAGCAAUGCUGGAGAUCCUCUUGUUAAAAGGUUCUGCCCUGGUGUGUAACCACAGUGUACAUGUGGGCACAUAUAGUUGAGCCUGUGUGAAAGGAAUCAGUCAUGACACACAGUUAAUGCACCAACUUGUCAUGCCACAUCUGAUUUUUAGGAACCCCAGUUUGUUCUAACCAUUCUCUUUAUGGCAGUGACUGACAAUAUGAGUGAGUUCUUGCUCUGGAAGACAUUCGACUUGAGGCUCCUGUGAGUCAAAUCGGGAGCCAAGAUCCGGGGAAGCUGUGUAUGUUCCAUAGCUGCCUCUAAAACUGGGAGCGUGAAUAUCUCAGAACAGCAUUUCUAAGAACGUUAAGCACAAGUUGAUUUUGUUAUGAGCCCUUUUCAUGUAGAGGUAAGAACUGGAAUCUGUUCCUGACAAGGUGAUCCUCUUACAGUUCAUUGAUGGUCUUUUGGUUUUGCUGCUGGUUGUUUAUAAGGAAUAACAACCGUUGUCUGGUACCAUGUCCUCUGGCAAGUAACCUUUCCUCUGCACACCUCCCAACAAGACGCUGACACAGUCUGCUCAGGAGUAAAUGUGGUAGAGGUAUGCUCCCUGAGAGAACCCUUGCCACCUGAGUCAAGUUGGGAUAGGAAUACACAUGGGUGACCAGCAGUGACUCUUCCUGGGGUUGUGAUUCUACUUGUCCUGGAGGCUGGAUGGUGGCCGAGGUCUAAUCAUGCGAUAGGUACUACAGCAGGGACAGGGAUCCAGCAGAUCUCAGUUGACAGACAAGGGGGCUGAGCAUUUCAUUGUAAAACUGACUCUGGAGUGGUCCUAUUUGGUCUUGAGUAUUUUAGCCUUUUUAGUUCAUGUUUGUCAUUCAGCUUGCAUACUGCUCCAGGACUGACCAAAGAGGGGCAAAGUGUAUCACUUUCUGGAGGAUCAAAUUGGCUUCCAACACUGAUUCAGCAUUGUUUCACGUAUUAAAUAGCCAGCUGUCCUUUAUGUGAGCACUGUUACGUAGUGCAUUUUAACUUAAUUUUUUUCACAACAUGUUAUUUAAGGUAUAUUAUUGAUAAUUCAUUAGAAUUAGUCCUCUUUCUGUGUGAACAAGAAUAAGUGUAAAAUGUGAAAAAUAAUCUAUCUGUGGUUGCUAAUAAAAUCAUAGUAUUUUGUGUA
Equus quagga is the source of this 3237-nucleotide messenger RNA. RefSeq names its product RUN domain containing 1 (gene RUNDC1). Bases 53 to 1894 code for a protein of 613 amino acids. NCBI's taxonomy places the organism in Eukaryota, Metazoa, Chordata, Mammalia, Perissodactyla, Equidae. The record is from RefSeq and is a predicted model, not a curated record. The transcript is spliced from 5 exons.